Mus caroli (Ryukyu mouse) is the source of this 2409-nucleotide messenger RNA. RefSeq names its product chromosome unknown C11orf86 homolog (gene CUNH11orf86). NCBI's taxonomy places the organism in Eukaryota, Metazoa, Chordata, Mammalia, Rodentia, Muridae. The record is from RefSeq and is a predicted model, not a curated record.
CAGAUGCACGGGGGUUGGAGCAGCGCUGCCAGACGCACGUACUCUUUAGCAGAUACAGAAGAGGUCGCAGGAGAAGCGUUAGCUAAGGACACGAGGAAGCAGAGAGCGCCGGUACCACCUGGGGUUCAGUGUCUGCGUCCUGUAGAAGCUGCGUGUAUGGGGGUGGUGGUCAGGAGCCCGCCUCUGUGUGACCUUGGAGCAGCAGCUUCACGUCUCUGAGCUCAGGUUCCUGAUCAGCAAAGCUGGGCCGCUCAAAACCUUAAAGGUUUUCUUUCUAGAAGGUUCGGUGUAGCUAAAGAAAGUCACCCAAGCAACUCCAAAGUCCUGCCUUCCAAUGAUAGGAGACCAGACAGUAAAUAAACUUAGUCCAUCAUCAUUGAUCAGGCCAAGAAGAGAAAAAUAGACCAUUUCCUGACAGGACAAUCAGGAAUUAUGAGAACAUCGCGUUAAACAAUAAUUUGCUUACUAACUCCGACUCUACUGUGUGGAGCUUGCCAGGGGGCUGCUGGGCAAAGUGGCACAGGUGUAAGACAUGGAGCAUGGCAUACUUCAGAAAGGUUUGGCUGGCCAUGGUCUUUGAGUGAGAUGGUGUGACUUGAUCCUUCUUGGUUCCUGUAAGCACUGAGUUCUGAGCAGAGGACAUGAGGUUGCCUGAAGAAGCCAGAAGAGGACACCAGCGUCCCUGGACCUGGAGUUACAGGUGGUUAUGAUUGCCAUGUGUUUGCUGAGAACCGAAUCUGCAUCCUCUGAAAGAACAGUAGGCAAGUGUCCCAGAUCUUUCCUUUUUUAAUGUUUCCAUCUUCCAGAUCCUCAAGGAAUCCUGGCCACACUACUGGGUCUCUGGGGAUUGUUUCCAUCUGUCAGUACUGCUAAGCCAUCCUGAGUCAUCAUGACAAUGAGGGGAAGGUGGCCCUCUGGAAAUCACUGGGUCCGUAGCAGUGUCCCACCAGUCCAUGACCAAGCAGACAUGGCUCGUUUUAGGAGCAUAGCUGUAAGACCCUUGAGCCCACAGAUCUCCAGAGAGAUCAGGACUGUUAAGCACACAAGAUUGUCUUUCUAUUGAGAAAGAUGUUUUAAAAAAGAAAGAAAGAAGAAAAGAAAAGACGAAAAGACCCUGUUCUUCUAUCCAGAAAAUUGAGGAUUGGAAGUGACUAAUAGCCUGGUGAUCUGUGUUAUCUGUUGAUCCAGACCAUAUCAAGCCUCUCCAACCAGAGCCAGAGGUGAUCUCCCAUCAUAUGAGUGAAGGCACCGGGCCAUCUCACAAAGCUAGUGGCUUACUGACCAGUGCUAGCUUCUAGGACCAUGGGGACCAGCCUGCGCAGUCAGUCCUUCCGAGAACCCCGGCCCUCCUAUGGGAGGCUCCAUGAGUCCCAGGGGAGGUCUCUGGAUGGCCGACUCCACCGAGCACUGAGCCUCAGACUGGGCCGUGAGAAGUCCAGGUCGCAGGGCCCCGAUGGCACGGAAGGGCUGGAGGUCUCUGUCCAGGAGCGGCUGCCAGGGACCCUGGGAGACACAGAGCAGCUGAUCCAAGGCCAGAGAGGAGGAGGCAGCCGGCGGUGGCUGAGACAGUACCAACAGCAGGUGAAAAGAAGGUGGAGGAGUUUUGUCGCCAGCUUCCCCAGUGUGACCCUGAGUCAACCAGCCUCCCCAGAGACCUUGUUGGACACCAACAGCUAGAGUUGCUGUGACUGUCCCUCACUCCACAGGCUCCGCUCCUGUGUCUUUUCAUCUGCCCCUGCAUGGCUUUUCUGGACUCUGAACUGCUCCAGCCUUUGAACUUUGUCUUGUGACCCAAGGAGGCCUCUGCCACCAGAUCAUUCAAAGCUCCCAUGUGGCUGCUCUUCUUGGUUCUGGUACCUGUCUCUUAGCAAAGAUCUCCACAGGCCUGAGGAGAAAAUACCUGGCUCUCUACCUUUUGGGUUUAAAAACUCUCUGGACUGGCAUUUAUGAAGGUCUUAGGGACCUACACAGAAAUGAGAGUACCAACUGUGACCCCUUGGCCCCACAAAGACCAGCCACCCACUUCCAGGUCAGAGUUCAGUGAAGCCAAAGAAAGGCUGAGAACUUCCUGAAUAUCACCUGGUCCCAGGGCCAAGCUCCACCUGACUUUCUGGGCAGCUGCCAGUGACUGGCCAAGGCUUGGGCUUCCCUCAUAGACUGUGAGCCUUCACAGGCUAGGACCAUGUCUGGACUGUCCUGGGGGGCUGCUGUAUGCCUGAGAAGCCCAAACAUGCAUAUGGCUGCCUUUGGACUUCAUGAUAUCCCGAUGAAGAAAGCAGGGAAGUCUUCUCUCCCUGUGUGACAGAGGGAAACUGAGGCCAGGAGUGGAGAAGAGACCUUCCUCCUACACAUACACACUGCCUAACACUGGGGUUGAACCCAUUAAUAAAGCCACUGAACUGAAGGAAA